AUGACUAGUGCAAGUAUUACCAAUACUGGAAACGAAACCAUGAACCUUCCACAGAUGCGGUCGAUUUGGCUGGAUGAAGAUGAAGAAGCUGAAAAACUCUACGGUCUGCAGGCCCAGCAAUUCAUGGGAUCUGAUGAUGAAGAAAACCUAGGCAUUACUUUCAUCAACAGCGAUAAACCUGUGCUGAGUAACAAGAAAAACAUUGAGUUGCCUCCACUUUCACCAAAUUCACAUCCGUCUUGCCACCACAGGAGAAGUAAUUCUAACUCUGCAAAGUCUAAAGAAUCAUCGUCAUCAUCGUCCAGCGCCAACAAGACAAAUCACAAAAAGGUUUUCCUUAAGCUUAAUUUGUUGAAGAAAAAGUUGCUUGGUGCCCAACCGGACAUAAGAGGUAAAGGUAUCUCCACACCAUUUGAUUUUCAACAUAUUUCACAUGCUGACACUAGAAAUGGAUUCCAAGAUGAGCAAUUGCAGGAACCUUCAUCGCUGUCCACAGAGAUUAAGGACGACUAUACCUCCUCCUCAAGCAAGCGGGAUUCGAAAUCACUAAAUAAAGCUUUUGUCACUGAAAGGAUCCCUGCUAAUCGUGAAAGCAAACUCAUUUCAAGAUCGCACGAAAAUAAGACAUCAAGACUAUCAGUCGCGCGUUCGAUCUCAGUAACGUCCUCCAAUUACUCUAAAAACACACAAGGAAACAAUCAUUCCAUUAAUGGGAGAGUCGUAUCUACGUCAACUAUGGCUACAUCUAUUUUUGAGUAUUCCCCAAACGCAUCUCCAAAACAAUUUAAAAAUAAGUCACACGCUCUGGGUCAUAGAUACACUAAUUCCACGGAUUCUAGUGAGUCUUCGCUGGAUUUUUUGAAGAACUACAACUUCCCCACACUACUUGAAGAUAAGCCUAUUUUAGACUUCUUGCCUCGUUCUCAGAGGUCAAGCGCUUAUCGUAGCCUUUUAGAGACCCCAAACUCAAAUAAGGACUCAGCAAAAGCCUUCUUUCCUUCACGCCAAAGCCCUCUUCCCAAGAGAAGAAACUCUAUAGCUACGCCUUCUCCACAAUCUAAAUUUUCCUACUCUGACUCCCCUGUAAACCAUAGAAAAUCUUUCGAUGAUGUUCUUUAUUCUUUCAACCAGCUCGAGCCCCUGCAAACUUAA
This is a messenger RNA of Saccharomyces cerevisiae S288C, 1152 nucleotides long. RefSeq names its product Gic2p (gene GIC2). Gene Ontology annotation, cellular component: cell cortex; cellular bud neck; cellular bud tip. The transcript has a single exon. The coding region runs from base 1 to 1152 and encodes 383 amino acids. The record is from RefSeq and is marked reviewed. Lineage: Eukaryota; Fungi; Ascomycota; Saccharomycetes; Saccharomycetales; Saccharomycetaceae.